AUGGCACUACCAUCAAAGCUGUUGCUUGCGCUUCCUGCUUCUAGCAGAUGCAUAUCACCUAUUGCCUACAGGUCUUUACUAAGAAGUCCCCAUCUUUAUAGAUCUAUCUUGAAAUCGCAAAUCAGUUUGGGAAACAGGAGAUUAUAUGCCACUACUCCUCCAUCAACACAAGACUUGGCAGCUUUAGAGAGGGACGCCAAUGAUAAUUUGCAGAACCCGGCUCUGCAAUCUGCAUUUUACAGGUCUCUUUUAGACGCAUCUUAUCCACAUAUUGUUGUUUCUAGAUACGAAACUCCAGGGAUAUCCACCGAUAACGACUGUGCUAGUCUCUAUUUGGAGGCUUUGUUGAGGAUGGGCAACAAGGAAAAGGCCGAGUCUGUUGCAAAGUCUUUGAACAUACCAUUACCUGAUUUGAACAAAUCCCAACCUAAUGCAAACGGUGGUGAAAAUGCAAAUAUUAAUAACCCAUUCACCCAAACGGGCACGAAAGCUCAGCCAAUACAUGUCAUUGUGACAGAAACAUAUUGGAUGUCCAUCUCUAAAUGGAUCAAAUGGUUAAUUCCACUUGGUUUAGUCUCUUAUGCUGCCUAUUACGGCUUCAAUGUCUUAUUAGAAAAUGGCUCUAUUGUUAAAGGUGCAUCCGGUGAUGAUAAGUCGGUCGAAGUUACUGAUUCCGAUGUUCGGUUUAGUGACUGUAAAGGUGUCGACGAAGCAAAGGCUGAACUUGAAGAAGUUGUUGAUUUCCUAAAAGACCCAUCCAAGUAUGUCAGUUUAGGUGCCGAGUUACCAAAGGGUGUCCUUCUUACUGGUCCACCCGGUACUGGUAAAACAUUGUUAGCUAGAGCUACGGCUGGUGAGGCUGGUGUCCCAUUCUUCUUUAUGUCUGGUUCUGAAUUCGAUGAAUUAUACGUUGGCGUGGGUGCUAAAAGAGUCAGAGAAUUGUUUCAGAAGGCCAGAGCAAGAGCUCCUGCCAUUGUUUUCAUUGAUGAAUUAGAUGCUAUUGGAGGUAAGAGGAAAUCAAAAGACCAAGCUUAUGCUAAACAAACCUUAAAUCAAUUGCUAGUGGAAUUGGACGGAUUUUCUCAAUCCGAAGGCAUCAUUAUUUUAGGUGCAACUAAUUUCCCAGAUUCUUUAGAUAAAGCAUUGACUAGACCUGGUAGAUUUGAUAAACUGGUUCCAGUCGAACUACCUGAUGUUCGUGGUAGAAUUGAAAUUUUGAAGCAUCACUUAAAAAAAAUAUCUCUUUCUAAGGAUGUUGAUCCUUCUGUUAUUGCAAGACAAACCACUGGUAUGUCGGGUGCAGCUUUAAAGAACUUGGUGAAUCAAGCUGCGCUUCAUGCUGCCCAGAAUAAUGCAUUAAGCGUUAACAUGAGCGAUUUAGAAUGGGCAAAGGAUAAGGUAUUGAUGGGUGGUGAAAGGAAAACAAUGGUUAUGACAGAAGAAACCCGCCGGAAUACCGCCUAUCAUGAGGCUGGCCAUGCUAUAGCUGCAAUGUUUACUCCAGGGGCCACUCCUCUUUAUAAGGCAACUAUUCUACCUAGGGGUAGGGCUUUAGGUGUUACUUUCCAAUUACCAGAAAUGGACAAGCAUGACAUCACUAAACAAGAAUGCUUUGCUAGACUGGAUGUUUGUAUGGGUGGUAAAAUCGCCGAAGAAAUGUUGUAUGGACCAAACAAUGUUACAUCGGGUUGUUCUUCCGACUUAUCAAGUGCAACUGGUAUGGCAAGAGCAAUGGUUACCUCCUAUGGUAUGAGCGAUAAAGUUGGACCUGUUAAGUUGUCCGAUAAAUGGGAAACAUGGUCAGGAAAAUUAAGAGACUUGGCUGAUGAAGAAACUAGAGAUUACUUGGUUGAAUCCGAAAAGCGUUGCAGAAACCUGUUGCAAAGCAAACGGAUGGAACUAAAGAGAUUGGCUGAGGGUUUAUUAGAAUAUGAAACCUUGAACAAAGAUGAGAUUGAAAAGGUGGUUCGUGGCGAAACACUCAAUAAAGUAAGGGUAGUUUCAAAUAAAAUCAUCAAGGGACCUACAACCAGGCAGGAAUUUGAUAUCGCUUCGGAUUCUCCUCAACCACUCAACAAAAAUAUUUGA
Molecule: messenger RNA, 2088 nt
Organism: Pichia kudriavzevii
Lineage: Eukaryota; Fungi; Ascomycota; Pichiomycetes; Pichiales; Pichiaceae
Exons: 1
Coding region: 1-2088 (695 amino acids)
Biological process (GO): mitochondrion organization; protein quality control for misfolded or incompletely synthesized proteins
Cellular component (GO): mitochondrial inner membrane
Molecular function (GO): ATP hydrolysis activity; ATP binding; ATP-dependent peptidase activity
Source: RefSeq, a predicted model, not a curated record